Molecule: messenger RNA, 1588 nt
Organism: Phasianus colchicus (ring-necked pheasant)
Lineage: Eukaryota; Metazoa; Chordata; Aves; Galliformes; Phasianidae
Gene: IFT27
Product: intraflagellar transport 27
Molecular function (GO): GTP binding; GTPase activity
Source: RefSeq, a predicted model, not a curated record
CGGAAGAUUCCAUUGCGUGGAAAGGAGACAGGUGUAAGACAGAGGCUUUUCUGCCUCACUCUCACUUGUCUUUUCGCUUCUUACUGCUUCCAAACUCGUAUUCUGUAGACUUGUGCCCACAACUUUAUUAUUUUCUGCCCUUUUCCAAGUGAGUUAUUUUUGGCUGCGCGGUACUGUCCCCUGUGCUCUGCCCAAUAACAAGCCGGUUCCUCAUACGUAGGUAGUUGCUGGGCAGACAACACCCCGCCUUAGCAAUCCGUACCACAGCCGUACCGCCCUCUGAGCGCUCAGCCCCGCCUCAGCCACAAGAAGGGCGGGACCAGGAUUUGAGUGACAGGACGCUCGGAGGGCGGGCAAAGACACAGCAGCCAAUAGUAACUCCGGCUAGCCUUGACGAGCAGAGCUCACAGCCAACCGGAUUUAGCGCGCCGGGGGAAGGCGGGGCGCUCCGUUGCUAGGGCCGCGCUGUUGCUAGGGCCGCGACAGAGCGCGGUGGCGGCCGCCGCCGCCUUCCCGACCCGCCGCCUCCGCCUUCCUCGGUCCUGGGCGAUGGUGAAGCUCUCCGCCAAGUGCCUGCUGGCAGGGAUGAAUCAGCAGGCUUCCUCUCCAGCCAAGUGACAUUUGCUUCUGUUAUGCCCAGGAUGCAACUAAUGAGCCACCAGCAGCAUUGAGUCAGCAAGAGCUGCUCACUUAGCAGGGUCAGCAAGAAGAGUUCAUCGAGGAAUGCUACCAGAUUAAGCAGCUUUGUACUAUAUGGAAGACCUGCCUCUCCACUAAACUCAGUAUAACACUAACAAGGAUUUGAAUUUGUGGAAAUGUGUAUUUUGAGGAGAGAGAACAGCCUGUGCAGUUCAGUCUCCCGUAUCAUGUUGUCAGAUUCUUUGUAACACCAUGCCUGGAAAAUGUGAUCCAGCUGUGGGGAAGAGUGCUUUAGCUCAGAUGUUCCGCAAUGAUGGGGCUCAUUUUCAGAAGAACUAUACAUUGACAACGGGCAUUGAACUGUUGGUGAAGGCUAUAUCAGUUCCAGAGACAAGUGAUAGUGUGGAAUUCUUCAUUUUUGACUCUGCAGGCAAGGAUCUAUUUUCUGAGAUGCUGGAGAAACUGUGGGAGCAACCAAAUGUCCUGUGCCUUGUGUAUGAUGUCACUAAUGAGCAAUCUUUCAACAACUGUGCCAAGUGGCUGGAAAAGCUGAGGGCACAAGCAGUUGGAAUGCACAUCCCAGGUGUCUUAGUGGGGAAUAAAACAGAUCUGGUUGGUCGUCGAGUUGUGGAACAGAAACAAGCACAGGAAUGGGCUGACAAACAUGGUCUGGAAUACUGUGAGACAUCAGUAAAGGAGAUGAAAAAUUUUGAGGCCCCUUUCAACAUCCUGGCAAAGUCAUUCCACCAACUGUACAAAGAAAAAGUGGAAACCUUUCACUCACUAGCUUGAGGGCCGUGACUGGGAUGACUUAACUUCAGAGCUUCUUCUAGUGCCCAGAAUCCUAUGGAUUGGAAUACAGAGAGAGGAAAAAAGAUGAGCUUUUUGCUUCUUCACGGUCAUCUUCUGGUAAUUCAAAAUAAACUAGAAAUAAGCGAGUGGAAAGACA